Messenger RNA from Camelus dromedarius (Arabian camel), 5462 nucleotides. It is a transcript of the gene ICE2, whose product is annotated as interactor of little elongation complex ELL subunit 2. Gene Ontology annotation, cellular component: transcription elongation factor complex. The transcript has 18 exons. Gene Ontology annotation, biological process: snRNA transcription by RNA polymerase II; positive regulation of transcription by RNA polymerase III; snRNA transcription by RNA polymerase III. NCBI's taxonomy places the organism in Eukaryota, Metazoa, Chordata, Mammalia, Artiodactyla, Camelidae. The coding region runs from base 331 to 3318 and encodes 995 amino acids. The record is from RefSeq and is a predicted model, not a curated record.
CGUCCUUUAAAUAAGGCCUUCCCCCCCGUCGCGCGCGACAGAGAGGAGUAGGGUGGAGUGUGUUUGUGUGUGGCGCGGGGAUUGCGGCCCGGGCCGAGCCGCCGCGGACCACGAGUGAGUGUCAAUGACGUUCCUGGAAUAAGGAUCAUCAGCUUCCCUGUUCUGCUGCAAAGACGUUGGGAGUAUUCAUCUGUCCGCUCGUUUCUCUUUUAGGUGCCCUUGUCAAUUGAAGUUGAGUAUAAAUACUAGAGAAAUCCUGUACCCUCUGGAGCCUGCACUUACUGCCAGGCAGCGAAAUUGUGAACUAGAGUGAAGCAGAAAUCUAGGAAUAUGAGCUCCAUGAUGGCCAUGGGCGAACCAAGGCUGAACUGGGAUGUUUCCCCCCAAAAUGGCCUUAAGACAUUUUUCUCUCGAGAAAAUUACAAAGAUCAUUCCAUGGCUCCAAGUUUAAAAGAACUGUGUGUUUUAUCUAACAGACGUGUAGGAGAAAAUUUGAAUGCCUCAGCAAGUUCUGUAGAAAAUGAGCCGGCAGUUAGUUCAGCAACUCAAGCAAAGGAAAAAGUUAAAACCACAGUUGGAAUGGUUCUUCUUCCGAAACCAAGAGUUCCUUAUCCUCGUUUCUCUCGUUUCUCACAGAGAGAACAAAGGAAUUAUGUGGAUUUGUUGGUUAAAUAUGCAAAAACUCCCGCAAACUCUAAAGCUGUUGGAAUAAAUAAAAAUGACUAUUUGCAGUACUUGGAUAUGAAAAAACAUGUGAAUGAAGAAGUUACAGAAUUCCUAAAAUUUUUGCAAAAUUCUGCAAAGAAAUGUGCACAAGAUUAUAAUAUGCUUUCUGAUGAUGCUCGUCUUUUCACAGAGCAAAUUUUGAAAGCUUGCAUUGAACAAGUGAAAAAGUAUCCAGAAUUCUAUACGCUCCAUGAAGUCACCAGCUUAAUGGGAUUCUUCCCAUUCAGAAUAGAGAUGGGAUUAAAGUUAGAAAAAACUCUUCUCGCAUUGGGCAGUGUAAAAUAUGUGAAAACAGUAUUUCCCUCAAUGCCUGCAAAGUUGCAGCUGUCGAAAGAUAACAUGCCUGCCACCGAAACACCAGAACAAAUCGCUGCAGCUAUGCAUUAUGAUAUUAGUAAAGACCCAAAUGCAGAGAAGCUUGUUGCAAGAUACCACCCUCAGAUAGUUCUAACUAGUCAAUCAUUAUUUACCUUGUUAAAUAAUCAUGGACCAAGCUACAAGGAACAGUGGGAAAUUCCAGUGUGUAUUCAAGUAAUACCUGUUGCAGGUUCAAAACCAGUUAAAGUAAUAUAUAUUAAUUCACCACUUCCCCAGAAGAAAAUGACAAUGAGAGAAAGAAAUCAAAUCUUCCAUGAAGUUCCAUUAAAAUUCAUGAUGUCCAAAAACACAUCUGUUCCAGUCUCUGCAGUAUUUAUGGACAAACCAGAAGAUUAUGUAUCUGAAAUUGAUUCCGUCUUGGGAAAUGCCCCUUCGAUUCUUGGGAGGGAAAAGACGUCUUACGAAGUUAAUGAAUCCCGAAAAAUUGAAACCCUUGAGAAUUUGGAUCUGGAUUUUGAUGAUGAUGUCACAGAACUUGAAACUUUUGGAGUAACUACCACCAAAUCGUCAAAGUCACCAAGUCCAGCAAGCACUUCCACAGUACCCAGCACAACAGAUACGCCCACAGCCCCCAGCACGGCAACCACAUCUGUGGCACCAAAUGCACCAGACAUUUCUGCUCACUCUAGAAGUUUAUCUCAGAUUCUGAUGGAACAGUUGCAAAAGGAGAAACAGCUGGUGACUGGUAUGGACAGUGGCCCUGAAGAGUGCAAAAAUAAAGAUGAUCAAGGAUUUAUACCAUGUAGUGAAAAGGUAUCAAAUUCUGACAAGUCUUUGGUGCAAGAUGAUAACUUGAAAACAUCCGAUGCCUUUCAGUUAGAAAGUUCUACAGAAGUGGAAACUUCUAAUAAAAAUGAUAUGGCCACUGACAUGGAGUGUGCUGAUGAAGCACUGAAUGUUGUCGAGAACACAGACAAUAAUUCAAAGGAAAAGACUGUUACAUCAGAAGCAGCUAAAACUGAAGAUGUAGUUCUUUGCAAUAGUGAUACAGAUGAAGACUGUUUAAUAAUUGAUACAGAGUGUCAAAAUAAUAGUAAUGGAAAGACAGCCGAAGUGGGUUCUAAUUUAAGUUCUAAGCCAACUAGCCUGAAUUCUUCCUCAGGACAGGCUUCUGUAGGAAACCAGACUACUACUACUUGUAGUCUUGAAGAGUCAUGUGUUUUAAAAAAACCUAUCAAACGAGUAUAUAAAAAAUUUGAUCCAGUUGGAGAAAUUUUAAAAAUGCAAGAUGAACUCUUAAAGCCGAUUUCCAGAAAAAUACCUGAGUUGCCUUUAAUGAAUUCAGAAAAUUCUAAGCAGCCUCCUAUUUCUGAGCAAUCCUCUGCUCCUUCAGAUGCCUCUGGUUGGCCAAAAUCUAUAUGGCCUUCUGCCUUUCAGAAGCCAAAAGGACGAUUGCCAUAUGAACUUCAGGACUAUGUUGAAGAUACAUCGGAAUAUGUGGCUCCUCAGGAUGGAAAUUUUGUUUACAAGCUGUUCAGCCUGCAAGACCUGUUGCUACUUGUGCGAUGCAGUGUCCAGAGGAUAGAGACCAGACCACGUUCCAAAAAACGGAAGAAAAUCAGAAGACAAUUUCCAGUUUAUGUGCUACCGAAAGUGGAGUAUCAAGGUUGCUACGGAGUUGAAGCUCUGACGGAAGGUGAACUUUGUCGCCUGUGGACUGAAAGUUUAUUGCAUUCCAACUGCUCAUUUUAUGUUGGACAUAUUGAUGCAUUUACUUCAAAGCUUUUCCUGCUAGAAGAAAUUACCUCAGAAGAAUUGAAAGAAAAACUUUCAGCACUCAAGAUUUCAAGUUUAUUUAACAUCCUCCAACACAUUCUAAGGAAACUAAGUAGUUUGCAGGAGGGUUCCUACUUGUUGUCUCAUGCAGCAGAAGAUUCUUCACUCCUGAUCUACAAGACCUCUGAUGGAAAAGUUACUAGGACAGCAUACAAUUUGCAUAAAACACAUUGCAGCCUUCCUGGUGUACCCUCUAGUCUCUCAGUGCCCUGGGUCCCCUUGGAUCCCAGCCUCCUACUGCCAUAUCAUAUCCAUCAUGGAAGAAUACCUUGUACUUUUCCGCCUAAAUCACUAGGUCCCACAACACAACAAAAGAUUGGUGGAACAAGAAUGCCUACCCGCAGCCGCAGGAAUUCAGUUUCCAUGGAAACCAAAAGCCUGCCUGCUCAGCAAGUUGAAAAUGAAGGAGUGGCUCCAAGUAAAAGAAAAAUAACUUAAGCCCUGGAAAAUGAAGAAAAGCCAGUUAUAACCAUAGAAAACAAAGAAAAGCCAGUUAUAACAGUGUUCAGUUUAGAAGAGUUUGAGGGGCAAAGAGAACAUUUUUCUUUUAGUGUCCUUGGGAGUUCUUAGAGUGCCUUGAAAAAACAUGUUGGCGAUGGGAAGCAGUAUUCCACCCAAAACAGAAUGUUGUGCUCUUAACACCUGACGUUCGAUGAGAUUCUAGAUACAUUUUAACAUUAUCAUGGCAGGGAAGUAUAGAGAAGAAAAUAUUUUUGUAGUAGACCUUUUCCAAAAAUUGUAAAUAGGAAAAUAAUUUGCUUUUUUAAAGAGCAAUAUUUAUCAUUAUAUAUUAUGUUAAUAAUUUGAGUUGUAUUGCCAGUCUGUUGAGAUUGACUCGAAAGGUUAAAUCUUACUGCUGUCAGAGAUAAUUUUGAGUUAAGUAAACCUUAUUUCUGACCCAUUAUGACAGUUUUUAUAUACUACUUUAAAAUGAUGAUUGUUGCAGGUUAAUGAAGUUAGUACCUUUAAAAAUUUGGUGAAAUUCCAUUGCAGAAGCCAAAAAUAAAAAACCCUCUGCCUCUGAAAAUAUACAAGUAAGUUAACACUUUUUUGUUGGGCAACCAUCAGUUUGUUUAAAAAAAAAAAACAAAAACUUUUGUGGUUGAACAGGUUUGUUGAGGAAUGCCUCUGUCUCUUGUCACAAAUCCAGGCUGAGUGUUGAAAUACAUUACUAAAAGCAAAGAGCUGAGUAUAUUUUCUCAACAUAUCUCAUGUUUCAACUGAUAAGACUAAUGUGUGGUAAAACAGAUGCUGUGUUUUUCUCAUCUGCAAAGAUUCAAUUCAAUUAUUGUGGAUAAUUUAAAUUUUUCAGGACCACGGAGGUGAAUUUGGAAAAGGGCAUGAUCAAUUAAUGUUAUUGGAGCAAAUUUGGACUUAAGAAGGGAUGGACUUAAUUUUUUAAUUCCUCUUUAAUGUGCACCGAACACGUGCAUCAUUUGUAAAAUACAAACUUUGUAAUCCAAGGCGGUAUUUGCUUUGUUUUUGGAAUUUUUUAUGCAUUUUUAUAUUAAUAUAAGACAUUAGUCCUCGAAACUUUCUCAACUAUUAUAAGAAACUAGUAAGUAUUUUUUUACUACCGAGUUUUGAUUUUCUUGGUUGUUUAUAAAAUAUUUUUUUAAUUAAUGAGUAAUUAUUGUAAAAUCUUUAAAUUUAUUUUAAUAUAUAAUUUCCUCAUCCUUUCAUUCCCUUUUUAAAAUAUUGAGCUUUGUUUUCAGUGGACUUGAUGGUUUGUGCUUUUUUUCUUUUUAUAAUUUUGUCACGUACCCACAUUUCCCAGAAAUAUUUCAGUUGUGAAUCACUUGGCAGUGAAGCAAGGGAGAUGCAGGGAUUCCCUUGGAAUUUGCUCUUUUAAAAAAGCUAGACAAUGAUUGCUUCAGACUUCUGAAUACUGGAGAGACUUGGCUUUCAUUUUUUUACUGUUCCUUUUUAGUAAAAUGUGAUCUUGCAAGUGGUUAUUUUGAAAUUAUCUUAGCCAUUUAUUUGAGAAACCCUGAUAAUAUAUAUAAAGCCAGUCUUAGUUUUCUACUUGUGCUGAAUCAAGCUUCUUUUUUCUAAUGUAUAUUGGAUCUUGUGUUCUUUUUCUUAAUUUUUAGUAUUGAGAAUGUAUAAACAAUAAUAUGGUGUUGACAGUAUGAGCAAAUAUUUAAAAAAAAAAAAAAGCAGACCCAGUGUUGGCAAGAGUAUGAUGAGCCUGGGCCACUUAUACCUCUGUGGAGAAGGUAUAAAUACUUCAUUCACUAAAUGUUUGAGUGCAUCUGUGUGCUAUGUAAUCUAAAGCAGGUCCCCACAGUUACUCAUAACAUUCUUUUUUCACAUAUCACAGUAUUUGUUCAUUUGACUUACUGUCUUCUCGAAUAGACUACAAGCUGUACAAGGAUAAUAUAUAUUUGUUUUGUUCACUGUUAUGUAACAAACACCUAAGACAAUAUCUGUUGUAUAGUUGCUUACUGAUAAAAGUUGGAUGUACGAAUAAAUGAAUGUUUAGAUAUCGAGGAUAGAUUUUUUUCCCUAGGAGCUUACAUUCUAGUGGAAGGCACAGUAGUGAUCUAUGUGAUAAGUAAUAAAGUAAUAUAAGAAGGUCA